GCAGCGAAAGUCUUCGACAUCAAUGAACAGAUCGCCAAAGCGCGCACUGCUGCGCCUCGCGUGAAGGAACAAGAACCGAAUGAGGAUGACGAGGAUGUGAUUGGUCCGCUGCCACCAACAGCAGACACGGAGGGCCAACCACAGCAGGACAAGCCAGAGGCCAACUCGAAAAAAGAUGCUAAUGAUAAGAAAAAACAGGCAGACGAUGAGGAUGAUAACGACGAUGACGAUGGCGAUUCCGAUGAAGACGAUGAUGACAGCCUAAUACGUCGCAUACCCUACACACAUGAGGUGCAAAUGCAGCACGGAUCACGAGCCGUCUUGGCACUUGCUGGAGAUCCAUCCGGCGCUCGACUUGUGUCGGGCUCCAUUGACUAUGAUAUGUGUUUCUGGGACUUUGUUGGCAUGGAUUCCUCCAUGCGAAGCUUCCGUCAACUGCAGCCCUGUGAGAAUCAUCCCAUACGAGGCCUUCAAUACUCCGUCACCGGCGACAUGAUCCUCGUUAUAUCGGGCAAUGCACAGGCCAAAAUCCUCGACCGAGACGGCUUCGAGAAACUGGAAUGCUGCAAGGGAGAUCAAUAUAUAAGCGACAUGACUCGUACAAAGGGCCACGUGGCUCAGCUAACCUCUGGCUGCUGGCAUCCAUUCAACAGGGAACAGUUUCUGACCGCAGCUCUGGACGGUACUCUGCGCAUCUGGCAGGGAUUACGCGCCAAGGAGCAGAUGCAGGUGAUUAAGACGCGAGCUCAGGGCGGUCUAAGAACCAAUGCAUCCGCCUGUAAUUUCAAUCGGGAUGCAACUCUCAUCGCCGCUGGCUGCGUGGAUGGCUCCAUACAGACCUGGGACACGCGAAAGAUGUUCGUAAAUACGACGCACUGCGUCCGAACAGCACAUCAGAAGGGCUCCGAGAUUACGUCCAUUGUGUUCUCAUACAUGGGCCAGCAGCUGGCGACGCGCAGCAAUGACGAGACGAUGAAGCUCUGGGACCUGAGGAACUUCAAGCAGCCGAUGCACACUUGGUCGAAUCUUUUCUCACGCUACGACACGACCGACUGCUGCUUCAGUCCGGAUGAUCGCUUGCUGGUCACAGGCGAGUCGCUGCCCAAGGAGCAAAAGGAGGCGAAUCUUUACUUCUAUAGCACCCAGAGCUUUGAGGAGGUGCAACGCAUACCCGUGACCAGUUCGCAUGUCAUCAAAACGCUGUGGCAUCCCAAGCUGAAUCAGCUCUUCGUCAGCUGCGGCAAUGGCAUCAUCAAGUGCCUCUACGACGAACAGCGCAGCAUACGCGGCGCCAAGCUGUGCGUGGUGAAGACGCAUCGCAAGAGGCAACAAAUGGAAAUGGUGGGCGUGUCGCAGAUUAUAACACCGCAUGCCCUGCCGCUGUUCCGCCAAGAGAAGACACGCUCCUCGCGCAAAAAGAUGGAAAAGGCGCGCAUGGAUCCGGUCAAAUCGAAGCGGCCCGACUUACCCAUUACCAGCGGCCAAGGCGGCCGCGUCGCCAGCUCGGGCGGCACACUCUCCUCCUAUGUCAUACGCAAUCUGGGCCUGAGCAAGCGCGUCGACGACGACCAGGAUCCUCGCGAGGCCAUCCUCAAGUAUGCCAAGGAUGCGGCCGAGAAUCCCUAUUGGAUUGCGCCCGCCUACAAGCAAACCCAGCCCCAGGCCAUAUUCUCCGAGAAGCUGCCGGCCGCAGAGGCAGCGCCAGCGGCCAAAAAGCCCAAAACGGAUGCCGACCAAACCUAGCCGAUGCUGGAGAUUGUCUAAUCAAUUGAUAUACUUGAUAAAUAAUAUAAUUAAUAAACGAACGUAUUAAGCCCCAUCCACCAUGUGC
This is a messenger RNA of Drosophila navojoa, 1831 nucleotides long. RefSeq names its product gastrulation defective protein 1 homolog. Gene Ontology annotation, molecular function: protein binding. Gene Ontology annotation, cellular component: site of double-strand break; nucleus. NCBI's taxonomy places the organism in Eukaryota, Metazoa, Arthropoda, Insecta, Diptera, Drosophilidae. The record is from RefSeq and is a predicted model, not a curated record.